UUACCAAGACUUUAUUCAGUUCAUUGUCAUUCAGUGCAAGCGAAGGCUUCAACAAGAAAGACUCGCUACACUUAGAAGACAAGGAGGUGGUGAAAAUAGCUAUAAAGUAAGAAGCUCCUGGUUUGCCAAGAUGUAUUGGCAUUUGUUUUGCAUAAUGACAUUCCUCUGUCACUACACGCACUCCUUCAAGCAGCUCGACUAUCACCACGUUGGUUGCUAUGGGGAUACGAGACAGCAGCGGGCUUUACCUGAAUACCACGGACACAAAUCGAUAGACGACUGUGCGCAACUCUCCCACACCAAAGGAUACAAGGUGUUUGGUUUGCAAAAUGGAGGCGAGUGUUGGACUGGUACUGGGGAGUAUUUAAAGUAUGAUAUGCACGGCAAGAAGUUUAACUGUAAAAAUGGUAAAGGAGGGGGCUGGUCCAAUGAUGUUUAUAUCAUCGAUGGUUAUAAGAAGCCGUGUCCUGAUACGACAGGUCUUCUUUCCAACGAAGCCAUCAAAACCUGCAAAACUCACAAAGCACGCCAUCCUCAAGCUACAUCCGGGAUCUACUGGAUGAAUCCCACUGGUUCGCAUGCAUUCCAGGGUUAUUGCGACAUGGAAACUAGUGGUGGAGGUUGGACUUUGGUGUAUAGCUAUACCUUUACUAACUAUGGCUCAUUCAGGAGUGGACUAAACAGCAUCACACCUCAACCUGAUUGGCCUGCUGUUGGCAACAGUCCACGGUCAACAGAACCACCUCUCAGUGAGACCCACUAUGCCGCCAUGAACUUUAAUCUGUGGAAACAGAUUGGAUCUGAGUUUAUGAUUAAGUCCAACAUCAACCAUUGGAUCAAGUGUGAUGAUGGAUCUGGCAGUUUGGUGAUGUGGAGGACUGGGUCGAUUCACUGUCAGGUCGUACGAAACAUCGGCCAUAAGUGUCASAACUACGUCCCAGAUCAUAUAAAGUUUGUGACUGCAGGAAGUGGUGGAAAGGACCUGGGUCCUGACUUGAUACGUACGUCAUCAACGAGUUGGCUAAAGGAGUAUUACUACUUGGAAGCAAGUACUCAAACAGCUAAUUGGCCUACCCAYGAUCCAUGUGGUACCAAUAACUUAAACCAGGUGCAAGGUGUGGCCAACCCACAUGGCAACAUUUAUGUUCGUUAACCCAUUAAAUGAUCUGCAUGGUUGGAAUACUUACAUGAUAAUUCCCUACUUGAAUCUGAGCAUUGUUUUGUUGUUACGUGCUAUUUUAAAACGUUCAGAACCAUUAAGACAACUAAACAGUGUUCAAAUCCCACUAACGAAGUAUUUGUGCACACUGGCUUASAACUUUGAAGACCGUUUUGAAAUAAAAUGCGGAUUUACACAUUCAAA
Messenger RNA from Exaiptasia diaphana, 1363 nucleotides. RefSeq lists its product as uncharacterized. The record is from RefSeq and is a predicted model, not a curated record. Lineage: Eukaryota; Metazoa; Cnidaria; Anthozoa; Actiniaria; Aiptasiidae. Gene Ontology annotation, molecular function: oligosaccharide binding. The transcript has 7 exons. Bases 131 to 1153 code for a protein of 340 amino acids.